AAUAACAUUUUUUUUCUGCUGUAUGAUUCUUCAAGACUCGUUAUCGCUGGAUAAAGUGUUAUUCGCAGUAGAAAGAAUUGAUGCAGUUAGCAAAAUCAGUUGAGCUGUGGAUAAUAAAGGAAUAAUCUGUUGCUUAAGAUCAUAAGGUUAAUUCUAUAACAUGCCUGUUAGUAUACAUUCUAUGAACUCGCGGCAUUGUUAUUGAUUUCCACGUGAUUAAUCAUUCAUGUAAAGAUACAUCCGGCUGCAUACAGCUGUUGACUUACAGGUGUCUAUGGAUAAUUAACGUUUUUAUGUUUUUGUUUAUGCGGUAAAGGCUGAUGAGGAAUUAAUUUAUACAAGAAACUAACAUCUUGCCUUAUGACGCUUUCUUUUUUUUUGUGAAUGAAUAUAUUUUGAUAUUUCCGAUUGUGGUAUAGUUGUAGAACGUGAUAAAGUGCAUUCGAACGGAAUUAUUUAAAAGAUUCCGAUAUAUCCGUAUUGGAUUAGGAAAAAAGUACUUAAGAUGGUAAAAUGCAGUAUCAUCAGACUGGAGUUUUCUUUUCUCGAAAAAACUGGCGCCCGUCCUGGUAGUUUGAAAAGAGUUCACCGUCUGCUUAUGUUAAAGGAUAUAGUUUUAUCAUAUUUGAAGUGCUCUGUUUUGAUUUAAAAAAAUAAUUUACCAUAUAUUUACUUUACACUGGAAUAGAGUCAAACGAAUUCUUGUUGUCAUAUUCCUCGUGCACGAGAAGCUGGAUGUUUCGAAUGAUCUUAUACCGCCUUUUCCCGCCUUUACGGAAGCACCUGCUACUGACAAAGGAGACACAUCAUGAUAUCGAUGAUUUGGAGAUGCAGGUGGUCCGGUAUAAACCAGAGGGUCUAGAUAUUCUAUGUAAAAACACCAAGUUUACCAGGAAAGAAUUACAGAUCAUGUACAGGGGAUUCAAACAGGAAUGCCCGACGGGUAUUGUAAACGAAGAGACUUUUAAAGAAAUCUACGCUCAAUUUUUCCCACAGGGUGAUUCCAGCACUUAUGCUCACUAUGUAUUUAUGACAUUUGACCACGAUCGGAACGGCUCCAUCAGUUUCGAGGAAUUCGUAAUGGGAUUAUCAGUUCUUGCACGUGGAAGUCUACCAGAGCGGUUACAGUGGGCUUUUAAUCUAUAUGACAUAAAUGGAGAUGGAAUCAUAACCAAAGAUGAGAUGACAGAUAUAGUGGGAGCCAUAUAUGAAAUGAUGGGCAGAUUUACCCUACCUGUUGUUGAAGAAUAUAGCGCGCGUGAACAUGUAGAUAAAGUGUUUUCGAAAAUGGACCUAAACAAAGACGGUGUGAUAUCAUUUGAAGAAUUUAUGGAUUCUUGUCGGAUGGACGAGAACAUAGUUCGAGGAAUGACAUUAUUCGAUACUGUGCUCUAGCAUUUUGUCCAUUAUCAUCGUUCUACUACACACUUCACCCACAUUCGAGAAAUUUCCACAUGUUGAUAUCUACUUCCACGCUGUCUACCAAGGACCUCAAUGAUCUGUAUAUUAAACCUAGCUAUUUGUACUACUUGCACCAAGCAGUGAGAUGGACAGUUUUAUACACGAGGAAAUUCAAGGGACAAAGUGUGAAGUAAUUAAUGCACUAAUGAACUUUUUUUCUCUUUAAUGCUGCCUAAUUUAGGUAGAAAUUUAUUAUUCUGCUGGAAAUACUUCGCACAUUCAGUACUAAAAGUUUAUGGAUGAUCGUUGAAAUAGUUUGGUUAGGUUAUGCACAUUAUCAGAAAGGCAAAAUAGAUAUACACACUGCCACUCUAGUGACACUUACCAUUACAGUUGAACACGGGUAAAUUAAGUAUUAUAGACUCUGCGAACUGCUACUGUAAUAUGCGUUCUUCAGAAUAACAUGUUCAUUUUUAUAAACGAUGUUUAAAAAGGUAAUAAGGCCUCAGAUGCCUUAGCUUUUGGAGUUUAUUAUCGUUUUAUAAGAUUUGCACCACAGUGUGUGUUAAUAAAAAUAUUGAAUGUUUUAAAAAGUUAUCAAGUAAAACAAGUUUGUCAUUUAGAAUUGUCCACUGGAUUAUAUUUGCUAAGUGCGCUAACAGCUGUCUCAAUAUGCUACAUUUUGAAACGAAUAACUUUCAUAUGAACAGUGUUGUUUAUAUCGCAUUAUUUCUUUCUCAUAUUGCAUACCAUACUGUAAAUAUUAUACAUGUUUUACAUCUUGAACAUGCCACUUUCAGAAUUAUAUAUUAUUUAUAUUUUACAUGUACUCGUUCUUUGGGAAUCUAAGCGAAUGAGAACUAAGCGUAAAUAUUAAUCCAUUGUUUGUUAAACUUUAAACUCAGAUACUACUUUGCCGUUCUGUUUUAUAUACUUUUAAUUUUCUAAUCAAAGAGAAAUACUUGUAGAAAGUUUGAAGUUUAUUCAUUCAUAUUAGAAAAAAGAUUUAUUGAAAUACAGUAAUAUUAUUAUUCACUUUUUUGGUAUAGUGCAGUAUAGCUCGGUUGUAGGGGCAUCCGUAGCAGAAUGGUUAAAGUCGCCGAUUUCAAAUCACUUUCCUCUUACCGAUGUGGGUUCGAGCCUUUCUCGGGGUGUUGAAUUCUUCAUGUGAGGAGACCAUCCAGCUGGCUUACGAAAGGUCGGUGGUUCUACCCAGGUGCCCGUCCUUGAUGAAAUAAUGCACGGAGAGGCAUCUAGGGUCUUCAUCCACCAUCAGCCAUAUGACAUAUAAUAUUGUGUCAGUGCGACGUUAAACCCAACAAAAAAUUAGCUCGGUUGUAAUUAGUUUAUGAUUCCCAAAGUAACGCACGUCCUACCAUGUCAUAUAUUGUAAAUAGUUCUGGUUUACCACUUCUAUAUAUAAUGAAAUAUGAUUUGAACCGCACCAUGGGAAAACCAACAUAGCGGCUUUGCGACCAGCGUGGAUGAUGACCAGACUGCGCGGAUGCGCAGGCUGGUCUGGAUCCAUGCUUGUUGCAAAGCCACUAUGUUUGUUUACUCAUGGCACGGCUCAUUUGUUUGAUAUUUUACCGAUGCGUGAUUCACAUAACGAAGAUGGUGUAUCUGUUCUCAUCUACUUUAUGACCAAUAAGAUUUAGCCACUUAUGUUUGAAUGUUUCCAGUAAAAAAAUGGCACGGACUGAAUGCUAUUUUUAAAGUUAAAGUCAAACUGAUAUCGCGUGGAUUUUUUAUUGCAAAAACACUAUGUUGAUCUGCAUAGAGUUUGAAUAUUCUCGCUUGAUACAUAAUUGUUAAUUCAAUUGUUAUAAUAUAACGUAAAUAUUGGAUCAAAAGCCUACAUUAACUUGCACACAGUAUUAUUUUGCAGUAAAUGUAUUUGGACAUGACCUAAUAACUAAAAAACAGAUAUGGACAUUCCUUGGCAAAGCCUGUAUAAGUGAUAGAAUGAGAUAAAAAAAGAACAUCAAAAAUUGCAAUUCUGCUAAUCUGAACAUUUGAAGAAAUUAUUGUCUGCAUUUCAAGAGUUACAAGAGUUCUUUUAGAUAAGUCACAAGAUUCGUUAAAAAGACGUGACGUCUACAACGUCGUGAAAGCAGUAUGACGUCGUCAUAUAUGACGUGUAUAUUUCGACAAAUUAUGUAUAUCGCUAUUGACAUUGCCUAUGACAUUAUACAUUAGAAUACUGAGUGACACUUUGAAAAAAAAAUACUGAAAGACUUGACAGUGUCUUUUUGGUUACAUCACGUGCCUUUUAUAUUAGAAAUUCUCUAGUCUUCACAUGGGUGUUUUUGAAUUUUGGAUGGCAACACAAAUAACAUUUUUCUGACCGUAAAAUUUGAUAGAAUUUGAACUGUCGUAAAUAACUGAAUUACAAUAAACUGAAAAAAAAAACUUUAACUAAUUUCUAGUAUUUUGCACAGUCAAGAGAAAACAAUGAUUUUGCAGUAUUUCGCAAACAUUAUAUGAGCCGUGCCAUGAGAAAACCAACAUAGUGGGUUUGCGACCAGCAUGGAUUCAGACCAGCCUGCGCAUCCGCGCAGUCUGGUCAGGCUCCAUGCUGUUCGCUUUUAAAGCCUAUUGGAAUGGGAGAAACUGUUAGCGAACAGCAUGGAUCCUGACCAGACUGCGCGGAUGCGCAGGCUGGUCUGGAUCCAUGCUGGUCGCACACCCACUAUGUUGGUUUUCUCAUGGCACGGCUCAUAUCUUGUCACUAGUACAGGCUUUUCAUGUAGUGUCAUAGAUAUAACAUUUAAAUGGUUUCGCAUUGUAGUCCAAUUUUCGUAUUGUUUACGCAAUUUGUAGUAUUUAACAAAUCUCUGUUUAAAUGAAAAUGGUUUGAAAUACUGUAUGUUCCACUUAAAUAUUUGAAUAUAUCAUACACGUAUUAUCUUUAAUGAUUUACGUUUGAUGUCUCUUUAAAAUCAUCUAACUUACUAAACCUGAGCAAAUAUAUUGCAAAUAAUGAGUUUUAAAAAUGUAUUUGUCAGUUUACUAACGAUAAUUUAUGACUGCAGUUUGUAAAUCCUUGUUACUUUAAACAAUGCUGCAGGCUUAUGAUUAUAAAAAUUCUUGUUUCUGUUAAAAAAGUGUAUGUGUUUUGUAUAAAUGUUAUUGGAACAGAUAAUAAAUUGUUACAUUUUCCUAA
Molecule: messenger RNA, 4567 nt
Organism: Mercenaria mercenaria
Lineage: Eukaryota; Metazoa; Mollusca; Bivalvia; Venerida; Veneridae
Product: Kv channel-interacting protein 4-like
Exons: 7
Coding region: 736-1395 (219 amino acids)
Molecular function (GO): calcium ion binding
Source: RefSeq, a predicted model, not a curated record